Erythranthe guttata (spotted monkey flower) is the source of this 1347-nucleotide messenger RNA. RefSeq names its product TIFY domain/Divergent CCT motif family protein (gene TIFY7). The record is from RefSeq and is a predicted model, not a curated record. Gene Ontology annotation, cellular component: nucleus. Lineage: Eukaryota; Viridiplantae; Streptophyta; Magnoliopsida; Lamiales; Phrymaceae. Gene Ontology annotation, biological process: regulation of jasmonic acid mediated signaling pathway; regulation of defense response; response to wounding.
CAAAAUUACCAUACACCCCACUACAAAAAGUAAAUAGAACCUCCAUUUUUCUCUCUCUCUAUUUAUUUGCUGCAAUUACAAGCAUUCACCUGAAAAACUAUCCACUUUUUUUUUUCUUGAUUUUUUUUUGAAAGGGUUUUUGAUUUCCCUUUUGCUUUUUUUGAAUUGGGUUUCUGUUGGUUUUCUUUUUUUAAUUAAGAAUUGUGGGAUUUGGUGAACUAUCGAUUCUGCUUUUCUUUAUUUUAUUUACUUUUAUAAUUUUCGUUUUUUGAGAUUAUGGAGCGAGAUUUCAUGGGUUUGAUCUGUAAGGAUUCUGUUGUUGCUGUUAAGGAAGAAUUUGUCGACGGAGAUUGCCAAGAUUCUGCCGGAUUCGCAAGAAACUCGAGCGCUCCGUGGCAGUUUCCGAACAAGGUGCCUUCUCAAUUAGAUGAACCUUCAAAGAAUGGGCAUUCACCACAACCGAUUCACGACUUCAAGAACAUGCAUACAUCAUCAAUGAUGUCAUCUCCUUUCUUCAAGACUCGUUUUAUGGGUGCGCAGCAAUUUCUUGGUGCAAAUACUCCUACACCACCUCGUUCGAUUCUUCCUCCAUCCGGAACAACUGAACAGUGGACUAAUUCUAAAGCUUCGACUAUUCCUCCUCCCAAACUGACAAUCUUCUACAACGGAACUGUAAAUGUGUUCGAUGACAUCACCCCGGAGAAGGCUCAGGCGAUUAUGUUUUUGGCCGGAAACGGCUUUAUGUCAACUAACAUGGGGCAAUCGAAGCAUCACAUGCAAGCACCCGUCGCCAAACUUCCAGCUGGCGAUCGGCCGUCGGUCAGCCAAUCGAUGAAUAUGCCACCUAGCCCUAUGUCUAUCUCUUCUCACCCCGUUGAUGUUAACAAUGACGAGGCUAAGGUAACCGCUGCCACGUCAGCAACUCUCGUCAACAAAGUCGAGACGCCUAGAGUGAUGUCAUCACUAGGAUCUGUUUCUGCAUCCGCUAUGAUAUCUUCAGCUGUUCCACAGGCACGCAAAGCAUCACUUGCUCGAUUUUUGGAGAAGCGUAAGGAGAGGGCGAUGAGUGCAGCACCUUAUAAUGUGAGCAAGAAAGCAGGUGAUUGUGCCACUCCAGAGUCGAACGGCUUCGGCUUCUCGGCUACUUCUGGAAAUUGCGCUCUCUAGUAGUAUGAUUUUAUUAAUUUUUACAUCUGAAAUUUUCAAUAUAAUAGGAACUAAAUAGAGUUGUGUACUAAAUAAAAUUAAUUCUAAGCCUUUUUAAGUUAUUUUGAACAAUUCACUUACUAAUAGCUUGUAUUUUCUGAAAUUCUUGAUCUAUUAAUUAUAUUUCAAUAUAUUUAUUAA